AUGUUAGUUGAACAUUCCGGGCUCCAAUUCAUUAGGUGCAAAGUUCCUUUAUACAAAAGAAUUGGCUUCAUUCUGGUAUUGCUGCUGAGUAUCCAUUUUGCUUGCUUGUGCUUUCAUUUGCAGUGCAUGCAUGGUCCCAAAUGUAAGUUGGGAAACUUCUGCACUACAGGCAGAAGGCUGCAGGAAGCGAAUGUUUUGGGCGGCCUAAUUCUGCCUGUCUGGGGAACCAUUGAAAAGGCACUUUCGAAGCAGUUUCGACAAAGCCAUAAAAGGCUACGUGUUGUGCGCAUAGAGACCACUGCGGACAGCCAAAGAAUUGUUGGACUGCUCAUACCAAAUGCAGCUGUAGAAUCGGUGCUUCAAGGUCUAUCUGUGUUUCGAAUUUCAAUACGUAAGAUCACCACCACAUUCUUUGUUUUCCCUGCAGAUCUGGCGUGGGUUCAAGACGUUGAUGACGAGUGA
This is a messenger RNA of Striga asiatica, 462 nucleotides long. The record is from the annotation of a GenBank genome assembly. NCBI's taxonomy places the organism in Eukaryota, Viridiplantae, Streptophyta, Magnoliopsida, Lamiales, Orobanchaceae.